UUCUUUGUCAAUAUUUGCCAGAAGUUGUUCACUUACAGGAUUGGUUUCUAGAAUGAUAGCGCGAAUGGUAGCACGCACGAGAGAACAACCAGAUGCCAAUUUUGAGCAGUUGACUGGAAUUUUUAGAAAUUAUCACUUCCCAGAAAUGAAACAGAAACAUAAAGAUUACGUCGACUCGUUGAAAGACAAGGCUGAGUUUUAUCGAUUACUUGGUCAGUUGGUUCUUGAAGGAUAUCCUAUAGAAAUGUAUGUAUGUGAUGGUGCCUAUCGUGACCGUGGUCUUUUGAUUACUAUGAAGAACGGACUCUUACGGUUUUACAACAACAUAGCCCGUGACAUUCUUUUUGACACCUUAUCAAAUGUAUUUUUCAGUGAAGAUCGUCUCAUUGAACUAUCAAACAGUUUCCGAACAUGGCCAAAACUCGAGCUUCGUUCACGAGAAUACUUGCAAACGAUAAACUUUGAAAGUAGGAAAUGGAUAAGAUUUGAUGGAAAACAGUUUGAUCCUUUUACAUCGAAAAUAACGAAUGCCUGUUGGGUCAGGUUUAUGAAGAAUUAUUCUCGAUUGGACUUUGCUUAUGUCGAAUGGAAUGAUAACGAUUGGAGAUUGUACCUUUUUCAAGCUUCUAUUUCAUCUUUUCCAGAACACAACAGAGACUUUACUCGAAACUCGUUUGUAUCUCCGGAAAGUUCGCAGCUUGCUUCUUUACUACACGCACUUUUUGGCAUUUUCGACUUUCAAGUAUCGACUAUUCGAGAUGAGUCGGAUACCAUAAUAGAUUUUGAAGUAACAGAUAGUAAUGACCAAUCUUAUAGAGACCGAAUAUGUAUUUUGUAUGUCACUCCACUGACAAACAAUGAAGCCAGAAUAUCUAUUGCUUCAGUUUUCAUUGAUUUUAUAACAUUGGAGAGAAGACGUUAGUUGGUAGAGAUAUAAAACAGAUUUUUCCUGAAACAAGACUUUUGAGAAGACUUUGAUUGCUGACUUACAAGUUGAAAAGACGAAUCAUGAAAUGUACUUGGGUUUUCGAUAUGUGUUGUGGAAAGAAGGGCUCAUCAAAGAAUUCUUUUGUGAGAUUCNGUAUGUAAGUUGCUGACCAAUGAAGUUCUGUUUGACGUAAUUUCACAACUAGAGAUAAUAUUUUUCAAGAGUUUUCAAUAUAGUUCUAUCAUACAACUAGAUGCGACUCCUUUCCACAGUACAGUUAUCAAGAAAGUCAUAAAGGAAAUUUUUUACUAUCACAGCAAGUCUUCUAAGAAUAAAUAUACAGGCAUCUUU
This is a messenger RNA of Galdieria sulphuraria, 1279 nucleotides long. RefSeq lists its product as uncharacterized. The record is from RefSeq and is a predicted model, not a curated record. The transcript is spliced from 2 exons. NCBI's taxonomy places the organism in Eukaryota, Rhodophyta, Bangiophyceae, Galdieriales, Galdieriaceae. Bases 53 to 922 code for a protein of 289 amino acids.